CCGAUUCGAGAUUGGCGUUCUGUGAACAAACAACAGCCAUUUCCAGCACACAUCAUGGCGGGCAACUCCUCCCACCCUAUCCACAUCCACCCGGUCCGACCGCUCUACCGCUUCACUGCGACUGCAUUGGGCGCGAGCAUGUGGUUCUUCCUCAUGUACCGGGCCAAGAAGGAUGGUCCCGCUCUGUUGGGCUGGAAGCACCCUUGGGACCACUGAUCCGAAUACAAUCGUCGAUUUCAUUUUUAUUGCGCAACC
This is a messenger RNA of Penicillium psychrosexuale, 255 nucleotides long. RefSeq lists its product as uncharacterized. Gene Ontology annotation, cellular component: mitochondrial inner membrane. The record is from RefSeq and is a predicted model, not a curated record. NCBI's taxonomy places the organism in Eukaryota, Fungi, Ascomycota, Eurotiomycetes, Eurotiales, Aspergillaceae. The coding region runs from base 55 to 216 and encodes 53 amino acids. The transcript is spliced from 3 exons.